This is a messenger RNA of Fragaria vesca subsp. vesca, 2275 nucleotides long. Its product is annotated as translation initiation factor eIF-2B subunit delta-like. Lineage: Eukaryota; Viridiplantae; Streptophyta; Magnoliopsida; Rosales; Rosaceae. The record is from RefSeq and is a predicted model, not a curated record. Bases 39 to 1976 code for a protein of 645 amino acids. The transcript is spliced from 7 exons.
CCUCCUCCGCUAAACACGACGACUGACUCUCACUCUCCAUGGACGCGCGUCGCGCUUCCCGAACCGUCAUCGACCCCAAGGUCCGCCACGUCGGCUUCUUUACUCCCUCCGCCGACGCCUUACCUGCUCGGACCCAAUCCGGACCCGCAACCGCCACCCCCUCUCCUCCUCUCUCCGAAUCUCCGGCCAGCAACUCCCUCUCUCCCGUCAUGAUCCCCCCUUCGCGUCACCUUUCCGACACCGUCGCGAUCCGCACCGCCGCCGUCCCGGUUCCGGACUCGGCGCUGCGGCGUUUGGACUCCGGCGAGCAAGUUCCGGUCGGGAGUUAUAAUCCGUCGGAGUCGUUGCUAGGGUCGUCUCCGGUGGCCUCGUCGCCGUCGAGCAGGACCGGGGAUGGGACUCUGGAGUUCUCCGAGGAGAACUCUGUGCAGUGGUACCGGCGAAGCGGCUCCGGCAAGAUGGCCUCGAGUUUGCCCGGCGGUGGAUUUGAAUCAGUCGCCGCGUUAAGAAUGCCUCUUGAAGUUCCAGGGAAAAGUGCAGAGGUGGUUCCGAAAGUGCAGAAUGAAGUUCCUGCUAGUUCAGAGCAGGCGAAAGCUAAGCCGACUAAAGCUGAAAGGCGUGCCCUGCAGGAGGCUCAACGUGCUGCUAAAGCUGAGGGAAGAAAACCUACCCCUGUAUCUGGAGGAGGAGCUACGAGUAAACCUGUAAAGCAGUCUUCCCAGAAGAAAGAGAUGCAAAAGAAAGAAACUACUGCCGUUGCAUCUUCAGUGGUUGCUUCAGAAAAGAAGGGUGGUGAUCGGCCAACAGAUAGGAGGAAAGAUGUUCCUCCUCCACGUAUGCAGUUUGAUGAUAAGAGCCGAGUGGAAAAGGCAAAAAAGCGCUCUGUGGUUAAUCAAACAGAAGCUAAAAACAGAGUUGAAUUGUUCCGGCAUUUGCCUCAAUAUGAACAAGGAACUCAGCUUCCAGAUCUCGAGUCAAAAUUUUUUCAACUUGAUCCCAUGCAUCCUGCCAUUUAUAAGGUUGGACUGAAGUACUUGGCCGGGGAUAUAUCUGGGGGUAAUGCUCGUUGCAUUGCAAUGCUUAAAGCGUUUCAGGAAGCCAUUAGUGACUACUCUACGCCACCACAGAAAACUCUUGUUCGAGAUUUAACGGCAAAAAUCAGCAGUUACGUCUCAUUUUUCAUCGAAUGCAGGCCGCUUUCUAUUAGCAUGGGAAAUGCUAUUAGGUUUAUAAAGAGUCGUGUUGCAAAAUUGCCAUUAAGCCUUUCUGAGUCUGAAGCUAAAUCCACACUUUGUUCAGAAAUUGACCGAUUUCUAAAUGACAAGAUAAUUGUUGCUGAUAAGGUAAUAGUUAGGCAUGCUGCUACAAAGAUUAGAGAUGGUGAUGUUCUACUCACAUAUGGAUCAUCAUGUGUUGUUGAGAUGAUUUUCCUAUAUGCCCAUGAACUCGGGAAACAGUUUCGUGUUGUGAUUGUAGACUCGCGUCCAAAGCUUGAAGGCCAAGCAUUACUUCAUAGACUGGUAGCAAAGGGCCUGACUUGUACGUAUACUCAUAUAAAUGCUGUGUCCUAUAUCAUGCAUGAAGUAACACGAGUGUUUCUGGGAGCUGCCUCAGUAUUAUCUAAUGGAACCGUAUAUUCAAGAGUUGGAACUGCAUGUGUUGCUAUGGUUGCUCACGCAUUUUGCAUUCCAGUCUUAGUCUGCUGUGAAGCUUAUAAGUUUCAUGAAAGAGUACAGCUUGAUUCUAUUUGCUCUAAUGAACUAGGUGAUCCAGACGCUGUUGCAAAAGUUUCUGGAAGAACUGAUGUAAAUUAUCUGGAGAAUUGGGCGAAUAAGGAUAAUCUGCAACUUCUGAAUUUGAUGUAUGAUGCCACCCCAGCAGAUUAUAUCUCCAUGAUUGUCACUGAUUAUGGCAUGAUUCCGCCCACUAGUGUGCCCGUCAUUGUACGUGAAUAUGGCAGAGAACAUUUGUACUGACAUCAUUGGAUGAAUAAAGCACUUAAAUGGACAGGACUGGUGGUUGUUUUACAGAAGAAUAAAACUUAAUAUUUUUACAAAUUGGAUUGGGGACUCCAAAACCGUAUUUUUGAUCGAUGUUAACAACUCAUGGUAGCUGGGUUUUGCAAUAUUCUUAGUAAAUAUGCUCAGUGAAGAGUGCAUUUUGUAGCCUCUCCUGAUAGAUAUGGGGGCGCUUCAUGUAUCAUUUAGUUAUUCAUUUUUGUUAGGUAACUUGCCAUUUUUGUCAGAUAUGGAAGCUCUUUGUUCAAUACUGAUUG